UUGGUUGGUGAUUGUUUUUCUCGGUACAAACUGGCAUCACCGCGGAUUAAACCUCUCCCAGUUCCCCCAGUAUGAUCCCUGUGUCUCCAACUGGGACAGGUGGAAACCUGCACUGUCAGUGUUACAGAGGGGGCGUGGCUGUCUCUAAACGGGGCGUGGCUCCAGUGGCGGAGCGCGGGUCUCAGUACAGAGGGGGCGGAGCCUGAGUCAGAUUCAGACCAUGUGGAGGGAAACGUUGCUGCUGCUGCUGCUUCACGGCCUGGAAGGUAAAAACACUCAACGCUGCAGAUCCUUGGAACUCCUGGAAUAAUAGUUCAUGACUCAGCAGAUCCUUGGAACUCCUGGAAUAAUAGUUCAUGACUCAGCUGCUCCGGUUGUCUUGAGCACCUUUUUUAUUUUGAAACAUCUCCUUCAACCUUUUAUGUUCCUCUUCAAAUACAAUCUGAUUGAGAAACACCUGCAAGGGUUUCCUGAGCCUUGAAAAACCCUCAGCUUGGUUCAGUAAACUAAAUCACCAGUAUGGGGAAGACUGCUGACCUGACUGCUGCCCAGAGGACCAUGAUUGACACCCUCCAUCAGGAGGGGAAGACACAAAAAGAAAUCUCUCAAAAAGCACGCUGUUCACAGAGUGCAGUUUCAAAGCACCUCCGCAAAAAGUCUGCUGGACGGGGGAAAUGUGGCAGGAAACGCUGCACAACCAAGAGAGACGACCGCAGCCUUAACAGCAUCGUGAAGAAGAGUGGCCUCCAGAAUCUGGGAGAGCUUCAAAGACAGUGGACUGAAGCCGGAGUCCAGGUAUCAAAGGCCACCGUUCACAGACGUGUCCGGGAAAUGGGACACAAGAGCCGUAUUCCCGCGGUCAAGCCACUUCUGAACUCAAGACAACGGAAGAAGCGUCUGACUUGGGCUGUGGUUUACCUGCAACCUGCUGCACCCGGUGAGGGGGUUGCCGUUGGUCAGACACUUCACCCAGUCGGAGAACUCGGCGGUGAGAGUCCGGCUCCUCUGGGACACGCUGGCCCCCAACACGGACCAGUGGCCCCCCCUCUACAUCCUGUGGAGGAUCCACAGUUGCAUCCAGAGGCGGAGCUACAGCUGGCGGAGGCACAACCACCCGUUCCUCCCGAGACUCCCGCUCCUGCCGAGACUCUCGUUACACCCGAGACUCUCGUUACACCCGAGACUCUCGUUACACCCGAGACUCUCGUUACACCCGAGACUCUCGUUACACCCGAGACUCCCGUGACUCCUGUUACACCUGUGACUUCCGGAGCCUCCCCAGAGGAGUCUGUACCGGGAGUUCCUGUUCCUGACGCUGGCCAAGCAGCCGGGGAACCCGCGGACCCAGAGGAGUCUGUACCGGGAGUUCCUGUUCCUGGCGCUGGCGGCGAUGGGCAAGGACCACCUAGCUGCGUUUGAUAAGAAGUACAAGGCGGCGUGUUCUCGUCUGGGCGGGACCCUGGGGAAGGAGGAGCUACGGCGGCGGCGCGCUAACCCCCCCAGCGUCAAGGCCGUGGACUGCAGACGCAGAUUCCACCCGUCGCUGGAGU
Cololabis saira (Pacific saury) is the source of this 1550-nucleotide messenger RNA. RefSeq names its product neurofilament medium polypeptide-like. The transcript has 8 exons. The coding region runs from base 520 to 1419 and encodes 299 amino acids. Gene Ontology annotation, biological process: DNA integration; DNA transposition. Gene Ontology annotation, molecular function: DNA binding. The record is from RefSeq and is a predicted model, not a curated record. Lineage: Eukaryota; Metazoa; Chordata; Actinopteri; Beloniformes; Belonidae.